Ichthyophthirius multifiliis is the source of this 1061-nucleotide messenger RNA. RefSeq lists its product as hypothetical. Gene Ontology annotation, biological process: double-strand break repair via homologous recombination; peptidyl-serine dephosphorylation. NCBI's taxonomy places the organism in Eukaryota, Ciliophora, Oligohymenophorea, Hymenostomatida. The record is from RefSeq and is a predicted model, not a curated record. Gene Ontology annotation, cellular component: cytoplasm; nucleus. Gene Ontology annotation, molecular function: protein serine/threonine phosphatase activity. The transcript is spliced from 5 exons.
AUGUCUGAAUUAGAUCUAAUAAUAUAAACACUUAGGAAAUGUGAAAUAGUAUCAGAAAAUGACGUAAAAAACUUGUGCAAUAAAGCAAGGGAAAUUCUAAUAGAAGAAUCAAAUGUAUAGCGAGUAGACGCUCCUGUCACGAUAUGUGGAGACAUACAUGGAUAAUUUUAUGAUUUAGUAGAAUUAUUUAAUGUAGGAGGGGAGUGCCCAGACACUAAUUAUUUAUUUUUGGGGGAUUUUGUAGAUCGUGGUUUUCAUUCUGUGGAGACAUUUCUUUUAUUAUUAGCAUUAAAAGUUCGUUACCCUGAUAGAAUAACUCUAAUAAGAGGCAAUCAUGAAUCCCGCCAAAUAACUUAGGUAUAUGGUUUUUAUGAUGAAUGUUUAAGAAAAUUUGGAUCCUUAAAUGUUUGGAGAUAUUGUACUGAAUUAUUUGAUUAUUUAUCAUUAGGUGCGAUUAUUGAAAAUAAAAUAUUUUGCGUUCAUGGAGGAUUAUCGCCUUGUAUAAAAGUUUUAGAUGAGAUUAUAGCUAUCGAUAGAAAAUAAGAAGUACCACAUGAUGGUGCUAUGUGUGAUCUUAUGUGGAGUGAUCCUGAUGAAAUCGAAGGAUGGGCUGUAAGUCCUCGUGGUGCCGGUUAUUUAUUCGGAGGAGAUGUAGUAGAUGAAUUUAAUAAGGCAAAUAAUAUAGAACUUAUUUGUAGAGCACAUUAACUUGUAAUGGAAGGAUAUAGAAAUAUGUUUAAUGAUUAACUUUCUACUGUUUGGUCUGCUCCAAAUUAUUGUUAUAGAUGUGGAAAUAUUGCUGCUAUUUUAUAAUUGGAUGAAAAUUUGGAAAAAAAAUUCAAAACUUUCGAAGCUGCUUCAUAAGAUAAUAGAGGACCUCCAGUUAAAAAAACAGUUCCUGAGUAUUUUUUAUGAAAAAAAUAAAAAUAAAGAAAAAAUAAAGAUAUAUAUAAACUUUUUUAAACUAAAAUAUAUAAAUUUGUAUAUAAAUAAAAAAAUUUAUUUAUAUUUUUGUGUUUUUCUUAUUAUUUAUAUAAUAUAAUCCUUACAUACUUUUUAUU